UAACUCGACGCGUCACCCCGACGUCAACCUCUCCUCUGUCGGACGUCCCGUCCUGAGAGCAAAACUCCUGCGACUUUGGGCCCCGCCCCCUUGAGGUGAAGAGCAGCCAAUGAGGGAGGCUCUGUGGGGAUUCAGACCAAUGAGCAGAGGCCAGGGCGGGGUGCGGGCUCGAGGGUGGGGCGGCCCGCAGCUGUGGAAGCCCGAGGUCUAGCUGCGCGCAGUAUAUGACAGUACGUCAGCAGCGGGAUGGCCGUAGCUGUGGCGGCGGCUGCAGAAGCCCGAGCAGCCCCGGCCGCAGUGGAGGCUGGAGCCCGAGCGGCGUCCGCGGUGGCACCCCGGGGAGUUUAAGAUGGCGGCGGGGGGGGCUGCGGGACUGCGGGAGGAGCAGCGGUACGGGCUGGCGUGCGGGCGGCUGGGGCAGGACAACAUCACCGUGCUGCAUGUGAAGCUCACCGAGACGGCGAUCCGGGCGCUGGAGACUUACCAGAGCCACAAGAAUUUAAUUCCUUUUAGACCUUCAAUUCAGUUCCAAGGACUCCAAGGGCUUAUGAAAAUUCCCAAAAAUGAUUCCUUCAAUGAAGUCCACAACUUUAACUUCUACUUGUCAAACGUGGGAAGAGAUAAUCCUCAGGGCAGCUUUGACUGCAUCCAGCAAACACUCUCUAGCUCUGGAGCCUCCCAGCUCAAUUGCCUGGGAUUUAUACAAGAUAAAAUUACAGUGUGUGCAACAAAUGAUUCCUAUCAGAUGACGCGAGAAAGAAUGACCCAGGCAGAGGAGGAAUCCCGUAAUCGAAGCACAAAAGUUAUCAAACCCGGUGGACCAUAUGUAGGGAAAAGAGUGCAAAUUCGUAAAGCUCCUCAAGCCAUCUCGGACACAGUGCCUGAGAGGAAAAGGUCAACGCCCAUGAACCCUGCAAAUACAAUUCGAAAGAUGCAUAGUGGCACCAGUAUCUCUCAGAGGCCGUACAGGGACAGGGUCAUCCAUUUACUGGCACUAAAAGCCUACAAGAAACCUGAGCUGCUUGCUCGACUGCAGAAAGAUGGUGUCAAUCAAAAAGACAAGAACUCCUUGGGAGCAAUUCUGCAACAGGUGGCCAAUCUGAAUCCUAAGGACCUCUCCUAUACUUUAAAGGAUUAUGUAUUUAAGGAGCUCCAGCGAGACUGGCCAGGUUACAGUGAGACAGACAGACAGACAUUGGAUUUGGUGCUCUCUAGAAAACUAAAUCCAUCUCAGAACGCUAGCACCAGCCGGUCAGAGUCUCCCAUGUGUUCCAGCAAAGACGCUGCCUCAUCUCCUCAGAAACGACCUUUGGAUUCAGAUUUCAUUGAUCCUUUAAUGAACAAAAAAGCUCGAAUAUCUCACCUAACAAACAGAGUCCCACCGACAUUAAAUGGCCAUUUGAAUCCCACCAGUGAAAAAUCUUGUGCAGGCCUCCUUCCAGCCCCUGCAGCUGCUGCCAUCCCCACCCUCUCGCCGCUGCCUUCAACCCACCUGCCUGUCUCCAAUCCUCCUCAGACUGUAAAUUCCAACUCCAAUUCCCCUAGCACUCCAGAAGGCCUGGGGACUCAAGACCUACCUGUUGACAGUUUUAGUCAAAAUGGUAGCAUCUUUGAGGACCAGCAAGAAAAAUAUACCUCAAGGACUUGUCUGGAAACAUUACCCCCUAGCUCAGCUCUGCUAAAGUGUCCAAAGCCCAUGGAAGAAGAGCAUCCAGUGUCUCACAAAAAGUCCAAAAAGAAGUCUAAAAAACACAAGGAAAAGGACCAAAUAAAGAAACAUGACAUUGAGAUCAUGGAGGAGAAGGAGGAAGACCUUCAGAGAGAAGAAACUGCCAAGCUGAGUAAUGCCAGUCCAAAUCCCAAUGAAGGAGUUAAAGAAGGGUGCACAGCCUCCAUGGAGCCUUCUUCAGCACUUGAACUCCCAGAUUAUUUGAUAAAAUAUAUUGCUAUUGUCUCUUAUGAGCAACGCCAGAAUUACAAGGAUGACUUCAAUGCUGAGUAUGAUGAAUACAGAGCUUUGCAUGCAAGGAUGGAGACUGUAGCCAGGAGAUUUAUUAAACUGGAUGCACAACGAAAACGCCUUUCUCCCGGUUCAAAAGAGUACCAGAAUGUUCAUGAAGAAGUCUUACAGGAAUAUCAGAAGAUCAAGCAGUCCAGUCCCAAUUACCAUGAAGAAAAAUACAGAUGUGAAUAUCUUCAUAACAAGCUGGCUCACAUCAAAAGACUAAUAGGUGAAUUUGACCAACAGCAAGCAGAGUCAUGGCACUAGAGCUCUGCUUGGACCAGAAGAUGUGAAUAAACUAAAGCUUAUUUAUUUAAAAUUCCAGAUGAGUUGCUCUAGAUUCUAAAAGAUGAAACUUUGCUUGUUGGAAGUUUCAGUAUUAGUAAACUUGAGUUACUUUUUUUCCUCUCCAUUUUACUUUGCUGCCCUGAAUUUUGAAGCUGCUUUUUUUCUGGUCCUCUCCCCAACUGCCCACUCCCAACCCCCAACUUGUUUGUUAAUAGAAGCAAUUUUUAAGAGAUUGGGGAUCCAGUGUCUAUACUUCAAAUCCAUUUUCCUUGAUAACUUGUCUUUGUCAUUAGAGAUGAUUUUUUUUUAAAGAUAUCGGGGAUGCAAAGUCCAUACAGAUACAAAGAAUUACGUGUGUUUAAAACAAGGCAAAACAGUAAUGUGCAAGGUGAAAAGCUUUUGGAUAAACAAAAGCCUAUUUUCUGACCUUUCUUAAUGCAAACUCUUUGCCUUAAAUGGUAGAAUAUUUAGAUAUUUGCACAAAGUACAAAAAAUCAAAACAUUGUUUUUGGAGGGUUGAAAAAUAGAACAUGAAUGUGUAUAGUUUUCUGUACACAUACAUGCACAUAUACAUACUUACAUACAUACAUACAUACAUACAAACAUACGGGCUAUCUGGCUCUAGAGUGUUAAAUCUGCCCUAAAAGUCAAACCCCCAUUGCAAUGGCUGCCUUAAGGUGUUUGCUAGUUGUGUACAUCAUGUGGUUAACCAGUAGCUACACUGCUUCCCAGUGAUAACAGCCCCAGCCCGGGAAGCACACUGUGGCCUACCAGCAUCAGAACCUGUGUGUUCUGCUUGUAUGUCUGCAGAGCUGCUGUGGAUGUGAGCUGCGUGAAGGUUAAAAAAAGCUGCUACUCUCAGUAGGCCGGACACUCAGGUUAAAGAGCUGACGAGUGUUGCAGUAGCUUGUUGGUGUGUGUUUGCUUGGUUUUUGUUUGUUUCUGUCAAAUUGCUACUUCUAUUGUGGAAGACAAAAGCAUUUCCAUUUCAACAGUUUGUCAGCUUUAUUAAUGUUGGGCAAAAAAUGAUAUGUUAUGAAAAUGAAACAGAUCUUAUAGUUUUGGGGCAAAAUGACAAAAAUAAAUGUGUAGGUAUCCUAUUUAUAUACUGCUAUAAAGUAUUUUUUGAAGAAAGAUAUGCAAAGAAGCUAUUACCUACAUCAGAUGUAUAUUUAAAUUUUUUUUCAUCCUGGAUCCCAGGAAUAUAAAAAAGAGUAGAUAUAUUUAACCAUAACAUACUGUGACUCAUCAAAUAGCACAAACUUUCAUUUCAUGGAGUUUAUCUGUUAACGUUGAUUUAAACUAUCACUUGUCUUAUCAUGUGGGAACAUAAGUUAUGUGGUCAAAAUAUAAAGAUUUUGAACUAAAGUUGAUUCAGGUUGUCUUGUAUCGUUGUCUCAAAGUGCUGCCAGUUGAAAAGGGAAGCAUUAUGUUUACAAAUCUGUUUUGAAAUGUUUGCCAAAAUUUUGGUAGUAUCUUUAAUAAAGAUGUUUGUCUUCAGCAUCCAAAAA
Molecule: messenger RNA, 3801 nt
Organism: Mus caroli (Ryukyu mouse)
Lineage: Eukaryota; Metazoa; Chordata; Mammalia; Rodentia; Muridae
Gene: Ell2
Product: elongation factor for RNA polymerase II 2
Biological process (GO): snRNA transcription by RNA polymerase II; transcription elongation by RNA polymerase II; positive regulation of transcription elongation by RNA polymerase II
Cellular component (GO): transcription elongation factor complex
Molecular function (GO): cis-regulatory region sequence-specific DNA binding
Source: RefSeq, a predicted model, not a curated record